UGUAGUGAAAACAGAUCGCAAGUGAAGAAAACACUAGAAAACAUGUAUAUUGUAACAAUUUACGAUAAAAAGACGAUCACUGUCAUCAAAGAAAGGCUAAGUCAGAUUGGUGCUAGCUAUGUUUUAAAACAGCAUUUAAAUGAGAAAACAGGAAAGUAUAUCAUGAUAUGUUACAAACAACGUGCUAACAGUUUCAACCAGGCAAUUAAAGACUUGAAACAAUUCGACCUCGAUAUCAAACCUGCCAAUUUAGUCUGGGAUACAGAUUCAAUUAAAAUAGAAGGACUCCCAAAUGCUAAUAGAUAUGUGGUGAAUAAUCAGUUGAUAUAUUCCAUAAGAUCUGUAGAGAAAUACGCACCUUGGAUUCGACAUAUUUAUAUUGUUACCAAUGACCAGACUCCAAGUUGGCUCAACACAUCAUAUGAGAGAAUUGCGGUAAUAAGCACGAAGGAGAUAUUUCCAAACCCGAAAUAUUUGCCGACUUUCUCAUCCCCUGCUAUUGAAAGUUAUAUGUAUCGUAUUCCUGGUUUAUCAGAAACAUUCCUCUUCAUGUGCGACGAUUUCAUUUUUGGACAGCCAGUCACUUUACGUGAUUUUUAUACCUCAGAGGAGGGGUAUAAGAUUAAAUGGGAUGCUGCCUUGCCGCCUUGCUGGUUUAGAUGCUUUAACACGUUGCUAGGUAACGGUAAAUGUGACAGGUCAUGUGACAACAUCAGGUGUGGGUGGGAUCAUGGUGAUUGUAGAAAAAUAACUCGUGCUCAUAUCAAACAAAUGUAUCCAUUGUUUUAUGGCGGAAACUUUAAGGGAUCUAUAUAUAACACAAUUGCGAUGUUUAACAGGCAUCGGUUGAACAAUGAUGGCGUAGUUCACUUUAAUUUCCCACCACAUCGACCAUUGCUGGUGAAUAGACAAAUUGCUAGUGAUCUUUAUAAAACAUUUCAUGAAGAGUUUAAGAUAUCAUCAUCCAUCCAUUUUCGUUCCCAGUUCAAUGUUCAAUACACAAUGGCGUAUCUACUUUAUAUCACAACAACACAUGUAACAUUAACACCAGCAAAUGUUUUUGAUGAAUUAGAUAAAAAUAAAACCGGGCAAGUAUGACGAGACAGUUAUGAAAUAAUGACAAGAACUUAUAUUUAUUUUGUCAGGCAUUAAGCUUUUGUCAACAAAAUUAUAUUUUAAAACAAAUUUUGGCUACUUUCAGAUGAGAACAAUAAUUUUUGACAAGAAAAAUAGUUUCUCAUUUUAAAACUUAAAUGAAAACUAGUGAAAGGUUUACUGUUGGUGACCGCUUAUAUCCUAUGCUGCAAUAUUUAUGUAUCAAAGA
Ruditapes philippinarum (Manila clam) is the source of this 1324-nucleotide messenger RNA. RefSeq lists its product as uncharacterized. Gene Ontology annotation, cellular component: Golgi apparatus. The annotation marks the transcript as partial. Lineage: Eukaryota; Metazoa; Mollusca; Bivalvia; Venerida; Veneridae. The transcript has 7 exons. Gene Ontology annotation, molecular function: transferase activity, transferring phosphorus-containing groups. The record is from RefSeq and is a predicted model, not a curated record.